This is a messenger RNA of Glycine soja, 1786 nucleotides long. Its product is annotated as ATP phosphoribosyltransferase 2, chloroplastic-like. The record is from RefSeq and is a predicted model, not a curated record. NCBI's taxonomy places the organism in Eukaryota, Viridiplantae, Streptophyta, Magnoliopsida, Fabales, Fabaceae. Gene Ontology annotation, molecular function: magnesium ion binding; ATP phosphoribosyltransferase activity. Gene Ontology annotation, cellular component: cytoplasm. Bases 278 to 1384 code for a protein of 368 amino acids. The transcript has 11 exons. Gene Ontology annotation, biological process: L-histidine biosynthetic process.
AUCAAUUUUUUUUGGAUAUUUUUAUCAAGAUUUUCAUUAGAUUGAAUGUGUACAUGAACAUCCUUACUUUUGAAUGGGGGUAUAUUCCGCAAAAUAUGAGAGAAAAUAAAACGGAAUAUACCUCACACGGAGAAGAGAAGGAAAAGAAAAAAACUAGUAAAGGUUGUUUGAGUAGAGGAGAGAGGACAUAGUUGUCGACAAACACAAACAGUGUAGCUUAGCAAAUCUGUGUUUGUUGUGAGCGACGACUCUUGUGCGAGUGAAAGCAGCAGCAAUAAUGUUGACGACGAUGAAUCUUCCUCUGCACACUUCGGUUUGGGUAAAGUCCCGGCGGAGUUGGUGUUGCUACGCCUCACUUUCGCAGCCCGAUAGGAAAGAGAUCCGUCUCGGUUUGCCCAGCAAAGGUCGCAUGUCCGCUGACACCCUCCAACUUCUCCAGAAUUGUCAAUUGUCAGUGAAGCAGGUCAAUCCUCGACAGUAUGUUGCUGAAAUUCCUCAGCUAUCCAACCUCGACGUUUGGUUUCAGAGGCCCAAAGACAUAGUAAGAAAAUUGUUAUCUGGAGAUCUUGACCUUGGUAUUGUGGGACUCGAUACUUUCAGUGAACAUGGCCAGGGUAAUGAUGAUCUUAUCAUUGUCCACGAGGCUCUGGAGUAUGGUGAUUGCCGUUUAUCCCUUGCGAUUCCCCAAUAUGGAAUAUUUGAAAAUGUAAAUUCACUGGACGAGCUUGCAAAAAUGCCUCAAUGGACAGAAGAAAAGCCUCUACGAGUUGCUACUGGUUUCACCUACCUGGGGCCUAAAUUUAUGAAAGAGAAUGGACUUAAGCAUGUGACAUUUUCAACUGCUGAUGGAGCACUGGAGGCAGCUCCUGCGAUGGGGAUAGCCGAUGCUAUCUUGGACCUUGUAAGUAGUGGAACCACACUGAGAGAAAACAACUUGAAGGAAAUCAAAGGUGGAGUUGUUUUGGAAAGCCAGGCUGUCUUUAUUACAAGCAGGAAAUCAGUGAUCCAACGGAAAGGAGUACUUGAAACAACACAUGAGAUGCUUGAGAGAUUGGAAGCACAUCUCAGGGCCAUUGGGCAGUUCACGGUUACUGCAAACAUGAGGGGAAGCAGUGCAGAGGAAGUGGCUGAGAGAAUACUGAGUCAACCAUCAUUAAUGGGUUUGCAGGGACCCACUGUAAGUCCUGUUUUCUGCAAGCGUGAUGGGAAGGUAACAGCAGACUAUUAUGCCAUAGUCAUAUGUGUGCCUCAGAAGGCACUAUACAAGUCUAUACAACAACUGAGAGCGAUUGGAGGCAGUGGAGUUCUUAUAUCACCCUUGACCUAUAUUUUUGAUGAAGAAACUCCAAGAUGGCGUCAGCUCCUAUCUAAACUUGGGCUAUAGCCAUUUAUGAUCAAUCAAUGGAGUCAUUAGGGGAUGUUUCGUUUUUCAGAUACUGUCGAAGUAGAUGAGCAUUAAAUCUAUGGUGAAAGCUGCAAAAGCCAAGUACACCAAAAUGGAGGACGUAGAUAACUGAAAUUGCAUUUUUAGCUCAUUAUUCAUAGAGGAACUCCUAUUUCCACAUCGCUUUAUAGAUUGAAAUUUUUGUAGAAAGCCUGUAUCUUUUUCCUUUCGUUCUCUUCAUAACACUGGUAAUCGCUAGAGAAGUGACUAUGUUCCUGGUCCUUUCCGCGGGGAUUGCUAUUUAAGUUGAAAUUUUAAACUUUAUUGUAGAUUUUAUUUUAUUUGUGACCUUAAUGAGUUGCCCAUGUACAAUAUACAAGUCCACCUUCAUGGUGUUUGAAA